AUGUUUUAUCAAACAGAGGUCAAACUUACCAAAAGUGACACAUAUCUCAUAAGUCGAACACAAACUGAAAAUGCCUUAGCAGAGAAAAAACGACAAAAAAGACAAACAUCAAUACAUAAAACACUACAUAGCACAGUACAUAAAACAGUACAUAAAACACUACAUAGAACAGUACAUAGAACAGUACAUAAAACACUACAUAGAAAAGUACAUAAAACACUACAUAAAACAGUACAUAAAACACUUCAUAGACCAGUACAUAAAACAGUACAUAAAACACUACAUAGACCAGUACAUAAAACAGUACAUAAAACACUACAUAGACCAGUACAUAAAACACUACAUAGACCAGUACAUAAAACAGUACAUAAAACACUACAUAUACCAGUACAUAAAACACUACAUAGACCAGUACAUAAAACACUACAUAGACCAGUACAUAAAACAGUACAUAAAACACUACAUAUACCAGUACAUAAAACACUACAUAGACCAGUACAUAAAACACUACAUAGACCAGUACAUAAAACAGUACAUAAAACACUACAUAGACCAGUACAUAAAACAGUACAUAAAACACUACAUAGACCAGUACAUAAAAUACUACAUAGACCAGUACAUAAAACAGUACAUAAAACACUACAUAGACCAGUACAUAAAACACUACAUAGACCAGUACAUAAAACACUACAUAGAAUAGUACAUAAAACACUACAUAGAACAGUACAUAAAACACUACAUAAAACAGUACAUAAAACAGUACAUAAAACAGUACAUAAAACACUACAUAAAACAGUACAUAAAACAGUACAUAAAACACUACAUAGACCAGUACAUAAAACACUACAUAGACCAGUACAUAAAAUUCUACAUAGACCAGUACAUAAAACACUACAUAGAACAGUACAUAAAACACUACAUAGAACAGAACGACUGAGCUGCAUGAACCAUACCAACAGUCGGGUGUAG
This is a messenger RNA of Mytilus trossulus (common blue mussel), 969 nucleotides long. RefSeq names its product guanine nucleotide exchange factor subunit RIC1-like. The transcript has a single exon. Bases 1 to 969 code for a protein of 322 amino acids. The record is from RefSeq and is a predicted model, not a curated record. NCBI's taxonomy places the organism in Eukaryota, Metazoa, Mollusca, Bivalvia, Mytilida, Mytilidae.